This is a messenger RNA of Sodiomyces alkalinus F11, 639 nucleotides long. RefSeq lists its product as hypothetical. The record is from RefSeq and is a predicted model, not a curated record. The transcript has a single exon. Bases 1 to 639 code for a protein of 212 amino acids. NCBI's taxonomy places the organism in Eukaryota, Fungi, Ascomycota, Sordariomycetes, Glomerellales, Plectosphaerellaceae.
AUGGAUUUAAUUUCAAACCACGGGAUCCUCAGCUUCAACAGCGCCGAGCCAGCAACUACCUCGCCUCCCGAAGAGACGUGGCAUGCGCUCAUCCUCGCCCGUAUCCCCCCCUUACCCAGAAGUCUGAGAACGCAAGAGCCCCCGCCCUUCAUCGACCCAAUGGCACCAAUGGGCUUCAGGUGGGCAGAGGAGUUCCGCGUCAACCCCAUGCCAACCGACGACCCCUGGACAUACAAAGACCAGAUGCUCACCGCGCUCUUCUUCCCCUGGCCCGAGCUACCCCGAUCGGCGCGCGUUCCCUGGACGCCCGCGGAGGAGAGAAACGUCAUGAUACGGCUCGAGCGGCUCAUCCCGCGCUUCGAACACUGGUACGGCUUCUCGGAUGCGGGUUUCGCGGCUUGGGUGCGCCGGCACCAAAACGCGAUGGAGAAGGGCUGGGCGCGCGUGAUUGACGAGUUUGUCGUCGAAAAACGCGUGUCGGGGGACGACGAGGGCGCGGGGACGACCCGGUUCGUUUGGGACGAGGGGGCAUGGCUUAGACGAUACUUGCGUCUCGUUCAUUUGCGCGACGUGAUGGUCAGCCAUCGUCUGCGCGUCAUCUUUGGGAUCCGCGACGAGGAGAGCCUGGAAAGCUUCUAG